Prunus mume (Japanese apricot) is the source of this 885-nucleotide messenger RNA. Lineage: Eukaryota; Viridiplantae; Streptophyta; Magnoliopsida; Rosales; Rosaceae. The record is from RefSeq and is a predicted model, not a curated record.
AAUUGAAUUAAUUCCAGGCUUUAGCUUAUAUUUCAUACCCACAACCAACCCUAAAUUCCCUUUUGCCUCAAUUUAGCAUUCAAGAUUAUGGCCGCAGCAGCCUCCAGUCAAGACCAUGUCUUGACGAUGGCAUCACUCCAGGAUGAGCUCCUGGGUAAGAUAUCAAAGAUCCAGAAAUCUCUGCCCAAGAUAUUGGAGAUGGAGAACUCUCUGAGCGAACUGGGACAGAUAUGGGAGAUGGAGAAAUCGUUGGGCGAACUGGGCAAGAUAUCAAAGAUGGAGAAAUCUCUAGCCGCGCUGAAGAAAUUAAUAUCGGAGAAGCUUGACCUACUACUCCCCGUCAGUCGCAAACAUGGGGCCGUUCGUCCUUACCCAAGCUUGCCCAUGGUAGAGAAUGCAUCAACGACAGUAAAUCAAGGGGAAGAUAGAUCUUUGUUUUUAAUGGUAACUUUCACAGGGGGCAACACUGCUGCCGUAUAUGAAGUUAAAUUCAAAUUUGGAGGAGAAGUUGAAGAUAUGGGCGGAGGAGGACCACUUGAACCAGUAGCCACGUUCAGUUCUUCUUCCUAUUUGGGUGCAAGGAUUUUUGACCGCUCUCAACUGUAUGUGUUUUCAGAGGAGGGUUGGGAUAAACCUUGCGUUAGGUCAUUUGGAGGGUAUAUCUUUGAUACGAAAACUAGGGCAUUAGAUCGCUUAACACCUUCUAUCGUACAGUUUAAGCAGCAUGGAACAGUUGUGUCGGCAUAUGGCACACUUUAUUUUCUUGAAGCCAAAACGGAAUUCGUAGAAGGUUCAGCCUUAUACUUCGGGAAAUAUAACCAUGAUAAGAAAGAUUGGGUGCAAAUGCCUCGUUGGUUAUGGCAUUAUUUUGUUUAUAUUGUCUGA